CUCGGCAGGGAAGACAUUCGGAAUCUGCGCCUUCCCAACGUUCUCUGCGAGGUUCAAGUUACCCAGCGGGCUGUGCAAGGGGAUGUCACGUGACAGCUGUCUACAUGAUGUUGGGAAGCGUCGCAUAACCUUGAAGAGCAGAAUUGUGGUGUUUGGAGUCUGAGGGCGGAGCCAGUCAUCUUUCAAGUAGCUGUCCUGAAAAUACCAUUACCGGUUCAUGCCAUGGCAAACCAUCUGAGAUUUAUUGCACGCACAGUGAUGGUGCAGAAUGGGAACAUUGAUGCAGCUUACAAGACACUGAACAGGAUCCUUACCGUGGAUGGAAUUGUGGAUAAAGCCAAAAGGGGGCGUUAUUAUGAGAAGCCGUGUAUCCAGAAACGAAGGAUUAAAUAUGAGACCUGUAAACGCAUCUAUAACUCCGAAAUGACCCGUAAAGUAGCAUUCCUAUCUCGGAAGACUCGGCAGGACGCCUGGCCAGGAUGCUAGUGUCUGAAUUUAUAUCCAGCCAAAGACUGCAUUUGAUCUUCUGAGUCUCUGUUAUGGUUCCAUUUUGGCAAAACAUUCAGGCUGGCCUCACAGCUCUCUGCGUUAAUACACAUGCAUUUAAUUAAGAUGCCUUGAUUCAUUUGAAAAGGCUGCCACAUUAAAACAAAUUAACCUACA
This is a messenger RNA of Rana temporaria (common frog), 663 nucleotides long. It is a transcript of the gene MRPS21, whose product is annotated as mitochondrial ribosomal protein S21. The transcript is spliced from 4 exons. Gene Ontology annotation, biological process: translation. Gene Ontology annotation, molecular function: structural constituent of ribosome. The record is from RefSeq and is a predicted model, not a curated record. Bases 223 to 486 code for a protein of 87 amino acids. Lineage: Eukaryota; Metazoa; Chordata; Amphibia; Anura; Ranidae. Gene Ontology annotation, cellular component: ribosome.